Molecule: messenger RNA, 2880 nt
Organism: Seminavis robusta
Lineage: Eukaryota; Bacillariophyta; Bacillariophyceae; Naviculales; Naviculaceae
Source: the annotation of a GenBank genome assembly
AUGCUGUCAACCUUGAUGAUGUGGAUAACAGUAGAUUUCCUGUUCCUUGUGGCGUUGGCAACCUCCACUCCCGAUGCCGCCGGUACUUCCGGAAGUACACGUAGUGGCACAAGAACGUUUCAAACUCAGUUGAUAUUCACACACCGAAUGGACCUUGCCGUGGAAGAAUACAAGCAAGGGAUUCCAUUCAAUGCGAAAACGAUAGAGAAGUGGAUUCCAGCACAAGAUAUUGCCCAAAUGGAAUCCCUCCUAUUGGACACUUUUAACCGACCACCACCACAACAAGAGGUAGAGACAACAGCCGAGUCAGUGCUGGUACAAAUAACUUCCGUCCAUGCGGAAUCCCAGGGCUUCCUCCUCCUUAACGAACUUCCCCGAAACAACAAUAACCCUGAGGUCAUACAGAUCGAGGUGGAAAUUACUUACACCAUUCGUGGUCUCUGCCAAGGUCCCGGCUGUACCAGUACCGGCAUGGAGGGAAAGCACGACAAUCAAGACAUUAUUUCAUCGGGAAUAAGGCGACUACGAGGUCCGGGACAACCACAACCACAACAUCAACUAGACGAACAAAUAGAAGAAGAACAAGAAUCGGAUCCAAUGACCAGAGAAUAUCAUCAGAAGCUACAAAAGGCGCUGCUACAGCUGGCACAGUCACGAAUACUCGUGAAACAACCGCACAGCCAUCACGAUACCAAUAAUUAUGUCUCCAACCAAACAAAGAGUUUCAUGUGGGAGGAUCUCCUACAAGGCAUUCAAUCCGUCCGGUCACCACCACCCAAGGGCAGACACCGAGAUCUGCAGAAUACUGAGGCUUUGAUUGACGUUGUCGAAGUGUUUUGUGAUCCACUGGUGCAGUCACUGGAAAUUUCCAUUAGCAUUGAUCUCCCAGGAGAUUGGAGACAUUUGAUCAAUCAUCAUGACAGCCACAACAACAGGACCAUUACCAUUGCCAAUGAGACCAUGACGGUGGUGGAUGCCCUCAAUGUGUCGUUUGUGGAAACCUACAAUGCUCUCGUAUUUCCCCUUUGUGACUGGCCUCAUUUUAGAAAAGUCUCUGGAGCACAAGCCCAAACAGCCACCGUUUUUGAUCCCUUUGGAAAUACCACCACAGUGGCCUUUGACGUGCUGGCCGAGUGCCGGAAUUGUGGCCCGGACACGCCACUUUUUCAAGUGAUUCAUGAUGCCACAAAUGGUUCUCCUGCGCCCAUGCCGACAUCAAGCACCUCAUCAGUUCGAUCAGAAGCAUCCAGUUUCAUCCUCCGACAAGGGUUGGGAUUGACAGACGAUAGCUGUCUCUGUCCCAGACCCGAUGAUACUACACUGUUCCGUGCUCCCACACUGGACGAAUUCAUAGCCUCAUUUCUAUCAGAACUGGCUAAGAUCGAUCUUCCGGCACAAGAGGAGGAUUACAAGGAACUAAAAGAAGUGCCAUGUGCCUCGGAUGUGAGGGAGUUUACUUCUUAUGUCUUUUUGGACUUUAGGAUGAACCGCAGCAGUAAUUUCCAAACUAUUCCCGAGCAGGAUCGAAAUGUUUUGGAGCAGAGUUUCACAAGUCUGUACAACCAGCUCUCCUUCCAGUCCUGUGAUCCAUUUUUUCGCAAUGUGUUGGCAGCAAAACUGGAACUCAAUACAGAUGCUGUCCUUGUUCGACGGCAGCUCCAAGAACAGAUAAAUCUCAAUGCUUCCUCUGUCAACACUACCUUUAUGAAUGGAACAAACUCUACCCAGACCCACACAGAGACUCCAAUAACCCACAAUCUCAACGAUACAAUGCCAGAAGGAGUGGCUAGAGCCACAACUGGAGCUGUCUUUGAAGUCACCGGUCGCUGUCGCGGUUGUCCUGUCAGUGAUGUUGGAAGUUUUGAGCUGUUUGAUGACACCUUUCGUCGCCAAAGAUCCCUCAGGUUUGAUAGACAGCACGGAGCUCCCGCCUUAGCAGCACUGCAUCGAAAUUUGCAGGGCAACACUUUGUCAUGUGUAUGCCCUACUGAUGUUAACCAAAUUGAUGAUUUCUCAAAGCAAGAUUUCUUGGACUAUUUCAACACUGAUGUUGUCCAAUUGCAGGAGGAUGGAGUGCUGCAGGCAGUCACUGGUGUUGAGAAGCUCCAAGAGGGACAAGAUGUGGAUUGUGAGGGAGAGAAAAGGACCUUUACCACCACUGUCUUUGUUGAUAUCAGUGUCAAUCUGGAAGAGAUCGGGGCACAAGAGAAACUUCUGUUGGAGGACACCUUCCGGACUAGCUACAAUGGGCUCGCCUUCUCUGUUUGUGAUUCUUACUUCCGUACUGUUGUCGGUGCAAGCCUGGAGGAACAAGAUGUCGCAUCCUGCAAUUUGUCGCUGGAGUCAGGUCGUUUCCUUCAAGAUGGUGGUGAUGGCACGUGCGUUUGCCCAGCAGGUGUCUUGCCUGGGGAAGGCGGACCUGUGACUGCGGCAGAAUUCCAGGUUGUGUUCAACGAUCAAGUGAAGAAGGAGAAACUGGAUGUUUUUCUGGAAGCUGUCAAUGUCACAGUGGACAAAGUGAUGGAAGGGCAGCAGGUGGAAUGCAGUGCUGAUGACUCAGAGUUCACUUCCUAUGUUUAUGUUGACUUCGAGGUGAACCGCAGUGGUGACUUCCGGUCAUUUUCUGAGCAAGAUCACAUCAUGUUGGAACAGAGUUUCAUGGAUCUCUAUAACCAACUCUCCUUUUGGUCCUGUGACCCAUACUUCAGAAAUGUGCAGGAGGCAAGGCUAGAAGUGAACAUUGACACAGCCCUUGUUCGGCGGCAGCUUCAACAACAGUGGGUUCCCGAUGACAAAUCUAUUAAUGCCACCAACAAUACACAGUAUCAGGCUGUCAACAAUGAUCACAAUGAGACUGCAACGGAGAUUCCUCAUGCAUGA